This is a messenger RNA of Effrenium voratum, 1212 nucleotides long. The record is from the annotation of a GenBank genome assembly. Lineage: Eukaryota; Dinophyceae; Suessiales; Symbiodiniaceae.
AUGGCUCUCGCCUUCCUCACCCCCGCUGUGGGCAGCGCAGGCGCGCCCUGCGCCCCGGUCCCGCAGCCGCGCUUGCGUGCGGCCGGUGCUGCGGGUGCUGGCGGCGCACAGCUCGCGGCUGCCGCGGUGGCGGCGGCGGCAGUGGGAAGGUCCGUGGCCUGCCGAGCCGCGGCGGUGAAGAAGAAGGGCGUCAAGGUGGUGCACGGCAAGGAGAUCCCCUGGAACCUCUUCUCGCCCAAGGCGCCCUACAAGGGCAAGGUGGUGAAGAACGUGGAGCAGCCGCACACGCUCACGGAGCAGACGGGGGAUGCGAACUGGGAGACCUGCCAUGUGACCUUCGACCACGGCGGCAAGGUGCCCUAUCUCGAAGGACAGUCCAUCGGCGUGAUCGCGCCAGGCCCCGACAAGAAGGGCGAGCAGCCGGCGAAGAUCCGGCUCUACUCCAUCGCCUCCUCGGCUGUGGGGGACAAUGAGAGCUCCAAGACGGUGUCCCUGUGUGUGAAGCGUGUGGUGGAGCUGGAUGGCAGCUAUGCCAACCGCGAGGUGGGCGAGGACACGCCUGACAAAGCAGGCACUGGCUUCCCUGAGAACAAGGUCUACCGCGGGGUCUGCUCCAACCACAUCUGCGACAUGAGCCCAGGCGACGAUGUUCUCAUCACCGGUCCCACCGGCGCUGAGAUGCUGCUGCCUGAAGAUCCGGAGGCGAACAUCAUCAUGCUGGCCACAGGUACCGGCAUCGCGCCCAUGCGCUCGUACCUCCGGCUGCUGUUUCAUGAUAAGGCAGGCGCAGAGGGCGGCCUCAAGGCCAAGGUCUCCGGCCUUAUUGGCAAGGAGGCCAAGCGGAAGUUCAAGGGACUGGCCUGGCUCUUCAUGGGUGUGCCGUACUCCAAGUCCCUGCUCUACGAUGACGAGCACAAGGUGUACAAGGAGAAGUACCCUGACAACUUCCGCUAUGACUACGCGGUCAGCCGUGAGGAGAAGAAUGCUGAGGGCCAGAAGAUGUACAUCCAGACCAAGAUGGCGGAGUACAGAGACGAGCUAUGGGAGAUGAUGCAGUCGGAGAAGACCCACGUCUACAUGUGCGGCCUGAAAGGCAUGGAGAGCGGCAUGGCGGAGUGCUUCGGCCCCAUCGCCGAGAAGAACGGCAAGGACUGGGCCGAGUUUGCCAAGGCCAUGAAGAAGGCUGACCGCUACCAUGUCGAGGUCUACUGA